This is a messenger RNA of Fulmarus glacialis (Northern fulmar), 1597 nucleotides long. Its product is annotated as arginine/serine-rich protein PNISR. The annotation marks the transcript as partial. Gene Ontology annotation, cellular component: presynaptic active zone; nuclear speck. The record is from RefSeq and is a predicted model, not a curated record. Gene Ontology annotation, molecular function: RNA binding. The transcript has 9 exons. Lineage: Eukaryota; Metazoa; Chordata; Aves; Procellariiformes; Procellariidae.
GUUAAUUUCUUUGCGAAAAUACAGAGAAAGCAUACUAGGCUUCUGAAAUCUUACAGUAAUAUUUUCAGAUAUUACUCUAAAGGAUGAACCAUUUCUUCCAGCUUAAAAUAUUAAGCCAGCAUUGCUUCAGCUUGCUUUGCAAGGCUUAACUAUAUCUGCAGUUAUGUAAGUUUCAGUUAUGUGGUAUUUCAUGGGCAUCUAUUUAAACAUACAACUAUUAUUUUUAGUUGAAAUAUAGACUAUAUAAAGACUUUAAAGAUGUGGGAUCAAGGUGGACAACCUUGGCAGCAAUGGCCUUUGAACCAACAGCAGUGGAUGCAGUCAUUUCAGCACCAGCAAGAUCCAAGCCAGAUUGACUGGGCUGCAUUAGCUCAAGCAUGGAUUGCUCAGCGAGAAGCCUCAGGGCAACAGAGUGUAGUGGAACAACAAGGAAUGAUGCCAAACGGACAGGAUAUUUCAGGAAUAGAGUCUGGUCCAAACAACCAUAAUAAUUUUCAGGGGGAUCCCAAUUUCAACAGAAUGUGGCAGCCAGAAUGGGGAAUGCCUCACCAACCCCCUCACCCACCUCCAGAUCAGCAGUGGAUGGCUCCAACCCCAGGUCAAAUGGAAAUUGUUCCUCCAUCUGAAGACAGCAACAGUCAGGACAGUGGGGAAUUUGCUCCUGACAACAGGCAUAUAUUUAACCAGAACAAUCACAACUUUGGGGGACCUCCCGAUAACUUUGCAAUGGGGCCAGUGAACCAGUUUGACUAUCAGCAUGGGGCUGCUUUUGGUCCACCUCAAGGUGGAUUUCAUCCACCUUAUUGGCAGCCAGGACCACCAGGGCCGCCAGGUCCACCCGCACCUCCUGCACCUCCUCAAAAUCGAAGGGAAAGACCCUCAUUCAGAGACCGACAGCGUUCACCUAUUGCGAUGCCUGUGAAGCAGGAGCCUCCGCAGAUUGAUGCUGUGAAGCGUAGAACUCUGCCUGCCUGGAUUCGUGAAGGCCUGGAAAAGAUGGAACGAGAAAAACAAAAAAAAUUGGAAAAAGAGAGGAUGGAGCAGCAACGUUCACAGAUGUCUAAAAAAGAAAAAAAGGAAAGUGAGGAGGCUGAAGAAGGGGAUGGCCCACGGUUACCUCAGAAAAGUAAAUUUGACAGUGAUGAGGAAGAUGAAGAUGCUGAAAACACAGAAGCUGUAAGCAUUGGGAAAAUCAGCAGGAGUCCAUCCCCGGCUCCUCAAGAGGAGCAAAGUGAACCAGAAAUGACAGAAGAAGAAAAGGAGUAUCAAAUGAUGAUGCUGACAAAAAUGCUGCUGACAGAGAUUCUCUUAGAUGUCACAAAUGAAGAAAUUUAUUACGUGGCCAAAGAUGUUCACCGUAAAGCAACUAAAGCUCCUGCAAAACAGCUGGCACAGUCCAGUGCACUGGCUUCCCUCACUGGACUCGGUGGACUGGGUGGUUAUGGAUCAGGAGACAGUGAAGAUGAGAGGAGUGACAGAGGCUCUGAAUCAUCUGAUACUGAUGAUGAGGAAUUACGACACAGAAUCAGGCAAAAACAGGAAGCAUUUUGGAGGAAAGAGAGAGAACAGCAACUACUACUAGAAAAACAGCUAGAAG